GAUAUAACUCAGUGUGCAACCACACGACUCAAAAUCUCUUGUGACAUGAAUCACGACGAAACAGCCACCUCGGUUGGUUGAUCUAACGAGAGAAGCUAUAAUGAGGGAUGCUUUGUCAUCGUCAACCAAGAUGAUGGUUAUGACGUAUACAUAACUUGUACAUACUCUAUAUGCAGAGGGGGAAGUCUCCGGGCACGUGACAACAGACAAGAAAAUAAUUCAUAAUGGAAAGAAUGCGUAAAUGGUAGAUUGAUAUCAAACAAUCUCUUUUGCCAUUUUUAUUGGACAUGAGUACUUUGAUCAAUACUAUUUCAUCUCGUGGGGUUCAUGAGUUAAUUUCACUAGUGAAGAUAGACCGAGCAAAUGGGAAAAAAAACGAAAACAUACAACGAAAGAUAAAGAUACAAAACGGAAAGAAGCAUGAAGGACUCCAGUAAAAGAAAGUAAUAAGAUAUAAGAACAUGCGUAAUAGGUAAAUUACGAGCCUUUGUAUGAUAAUAAGAUAUAGGAGAGCUUUAUAAACCAUUCUGUUUCCAGCUCAGGGCCCUCUUUAGAGCAUUUAAAACUUAUAAAAUGGAAGCUUAUAAAUAUUUUUUUUAAAAGAAAAUAAAACUCUUGAUUCUAAAAAACCUUUUUCCACGAAACGGGAAAAAAACAUGCUUGUCUCCAGUCCCAACCUAAUAAAUAUAACACAGGGAGCCAUUAUUUUGAAAUCAUCUUUCAAAAUGGCGGAUGCAUCGAGGUUAAAGAAAAUUGCUUGCGAAGCCAUAGAUAAUCACGCUCAAGCCCUCCGACAAAUAAACAGGAAAAUAUGGGAAAAACCUGAACUAAGUUUUAAAGAAUCAUUUGCCCACGACGUUCUAACGGGUUUUCUAGAGAGCGAAGGAUUCCAAGUGACACGUAAAUGGACAUUAGAGACGGCAUUUGGUGGUCAAAGUGGCGGGGACAGUGGUCCUUGUAUUGGUAUCAAAGCAGCCCUAGCGGCAACAGAUAACAAACUUGGAAGAGUUCGUGUGUUAGGGACCCCGGCUGAAGAAGGAGGUGGUGGAAAGGUGUUGAUGAUCAAGAAUGGGUGCUUCAAAGAUGUGGAUUUCUGCAUGAUGGUCCAUCCUUGUCCCACAGACUCUACAGUGCCAAGUGUUCUUGCUCGUGAAACAGCCUUUGUAACCUACAAGGGGUAUGCAGCUCAUGCAGCAGCAUUUCCCUGGGAAGGCAUUAAUGCAUUAGAUGCUGCUGUUAUGGCAUACAAUAGUGUGAGUGCCAUGAGGCAACAGAUGAAACCAACCUGGCGAGUACAUGGUGUGAUUUGUGAGGGUGGAGUCAAACCCAAUAUCAUCCCAGAUAAAACUCGCCUAGAGUUUUUCUUCAGAGCUCCAACAGAUGGAGAAAUUGAUGAACUCAAGCAGAAGUUGGCUGGUUGCUUCGAGGGAGCUGCUAAAGCUACAGGUUGCACAGCUGACAUCGAGUUCGGUAAUUCUCAGUACUACUCAAACUUGGAGUCCAACCCAACGAUGGCAAGUUUAUAUCAAAAGAACGCCGAGACCCUUGGUAUCCAGUUCCCCUCACUUGCAGAACAAAAAGCGAAAGUCCUAGGUUCUACAGACAUGGGUAACGUGUCGCACGUCAUUCCUUCCAUACAUCCCAUAUAUAGUAUCGAUAGUAUGGCUGUCAAUCAUUCGUAUGCAUUCACUGCAGCAGCGGGUACUGAUGUUGCACAUGACAAGACGCUGAUUGCUGCCAAAGCAAUGGCUAUGACGGCUGUAGAUUUAUUCUGUAGUCAAGACCUCAGGGAACAAGCUAAGCAAGAAUUUACCAAGGCACACUCCAAGUAAACUACAUGAAAAUACUGAUGACCACAUCGUAAUGAACUUGUACUUCUAAUUCAAAGAUUGUAGCUUUUGCAUCAAACUUUUGGCGUCAAACCGUUUUUGCUGCCAUUUCAGACCACGUGUCAUUCCAUAGCCAAGAGAGUCAUAUGAUAAAGACAUGGCAGCCAUGUUGGAGGUAUAAACAAAUGAAAGUAAUUGCUGGAUUUCACUUGACGUCAUUUCCUGUCUCGUGGGGAAUGUUCAUCAGAUGAAUCACAAAUUUUCAGUAAUCAGUGUUUGACCACCGUUUGGAGCAGAUAUGAGAUUCAAAGACUUUUGUCAGCUGAUUGAAACCCAGCAAUAGAGGCUUUGCACAAACACGUGAUGGCAUGACAAGAGGCAUAACAAUAGUGUUUUCCCCUCGGAAACUGAAUUCUUUCUCAUAUAAAUCAUACUAGACCGGAUUCAACUGUUUUUGCCUCAGUGUUAUGGCUGCCAUCACGUGAUGGUGCAAGGCCUCUAUAGAGACGUAAUGUUUUCCCAUUUCAGACCACAUGUCAUUCCCUAGAGUAUCAUUUCUUUGUUUAAGGCUUGCGCUCGGUUGCACAUGAGAAGACACAUGAAUAUGGAUACAGCUCAAACAAAGAAUCUUAUUCUCAAUGGAAUGACACGUGGCCUGAAAUGGAAAAACAUUAAUCCAAGCUGAAGAGGUCUAUACCACCAACAUGUUGACGAUGACGUAACGCGCAAACAAGGAAUAGGGAUUUAGGGUCUUUAUUUUAAGUCACAUCCCUAUUCUUGUGUCUUCUUAAGUGUUACAGGUAAACAAAGAAGCAUUAUUCAAGAAUGACACGUGGUGUGAAAUGAGCAAACUUCAAUACCAAGCUAAAUGAAUCUAUUAGCCAUUCCAAAGUUGAGGAAAACACUGGGUUGAGAUGGCAUUGUAAUGCAUUGUGGGACUCUUUUAGGGACAUAUUUCCCAAGAUGGCGUCAAAUUGGUCCCAAAAAACUGUCCCAUGAUGCACUGCAAUGCUAACUCGCCCCAGUCAGCUUUUCCUCAACCUCGGAAUGGCUAAUAAGAUUCAUUCCUUAGUUUAUGAGAUUCAUCUUUUUUAAAUUUCAAACUUCGAAGAUCCAUUUAAUAUUUCAAUACGGAUGAGAAAAACUCGUAAUAUGAUUGGUCAGUUUUUCAGACACCAGUAAAACGUUCCCGCCUGUGUGCAAUUUCAGCACGUUUUCUAAGAGCAAAAGAUUUGAAUGCUGGUUUUCUCCAACUAUUUUAAAACUUGAGCGUGAAUAUAUAUUUUUGUGUGAUCAACAGAUGAUAUGAAAUAACUAUUCGUAGAAACUAUUUUUGAAUUUUGAAAUUUUGUACUUAGUCCAUUCACGAAAUUUAAUGAAUUUCUAGGUCAUCUUGAAAUUUCUUAAAUCAACAUCAAUAGAAUGAAAAUUUUUAAGGGCCAGGGUAAAUCAAACGCUUCCGAGGGCCGACUAACCUCUCCCUUAGGCUUCGGCCAAGCCUUCUGAUCAGUCUAAAUUCCCCCCGGGAUAGCGGUGUUGGGGUCGAAAUCUCCAGCGUAGCCUUGAAUGCUUCGCUCUGCCAUACGAAGCUUCAACUCUGGAUGUCUGGAAACUAUGGAUCUAAAUAUUCUCAAUAAACUUAGACCUGUUAAAAUCAAAUGUUACAAGAAGGUAGAAACCUGUUAUUCAAAUUUAAAACCAAUUAAAGGUAACUCAAGCAAAAA
Molecule: messenger RNA, 3553 nt
Organism: Actinia tenebrosa (Australian red waratah sea anemone)
Lineage: Eukaryota; Metazoa; Cnidaria; Anthozoa; Actiniaria; Actiniidae
Product: xaa-Arg dipeptidase
Molecular function (GO): dipeptidase activity
Source: RefSeq, a predicted model, not a curated record